Messenger RNA from Panicum virgatum (switchgrass), 1736 nucleotides. Its product is annotated as chloride conductance regulatory protein ICln-like. The transcript has 7 exons. The record is from RefSeq and is a predicted model, not a curated record. Gene Ontology annotation, cellular component: plasma membrane; spliceosomal complex; pICln-Sm protein complex. Bases 710 to 1402 code for a protein of 230 amino acids. Gene Ontology annotation, biological process: chloride transport; cell volume homeostasis; spliceosomal snRNP assembly. NCBI's taxonomy places the organism in Eukaryota, Viridiplantae, Streptophyta, Magnoliopsida, Poales, Poaceae.
AUUGCCACGCCCACGCGCAAUACAUUUCCCAGCACGCAGCGCCGUACGCACGGCGCGGCACGGGCACGGUCCUCCACCGCCGCCGCGCCUCCUCGCCGGAUCCGCGCGCGGCGGCGCACUGGCCGAGGCCGCGCGUGGUGGCGUCCCCUUCGAGCGCGGAGCUCCAGCGCCGGUGGCUCCUCCGGAGCGGAGCUCGAGCGCGGACGCCGGCCUCCCUCUCCUCGGCUAGCAGCGACGCGCCGCCGUGCUUCCCUCCCUCCUCUCCCUGCGCGUGCGCUGCCCUCCGGGCCUUCACAGCCGCCGUGCUGCGCCUCGCUCGCUCCACCGUCGUGCUCCCUCCAUCGUCCGUCGGUCGCGCCGCUCCUGCUCGCCCCGGCCGGCGUCGUCCGCUACCCGCAGCGUGCCAGCGGCGGCAGCUCCUCUGGGCGGCGACGGCGCUCCCCUUCCUCCUCCGCUGGGCCGCCAUUGGCUUCUCCCUUUCUAGCACGGUCGUGGGGAGGGGGCACGCGGGCCCCGCGCCAGGGGCCACGUUGCCGAUAGCGGAGCUACUCCACACCCUCUGAAAAUAGAGGAACGGACUCCGUAAGCUUCCCAGUAUGCCGGUGCCACACAGCCUAAACCCUUCCGAAAGAAUCCCCAAAUCUCGCACGCCCCGAAGCCUUCGAGGCCCGAAACCCUAGCACCUCGGCCGCCCCGCCGCCGCGCCCCCAUGGCUCCAGGACUCCAGCGCUUCUCCGACAUUGCCGGCGACGGAGCGCCCCGCCUCGACGCCGCCUCCGGCGAGGAGCUGGUCCGGGUGGACCGCGCCGCCUCCGUCGCCCUCGGCCGCCGCUCGCCGGAGCCGCCGGGGACCCUGUUCGUCACCACCAGGAGGGUGAUUUGGCUCAGCGAGGAGGAGAAGGGCAAGGGCUACGCCGUGGACUUCCUCGCCAUCUCGCUCCACGCUGUGUCGCGCGACCUGGAGGCGUAUCCCUCGCCCUGCCUCUACGCGCAGAUUGAGGCAGAAGUUGCCACGGAUGAGGAGGCUGCUGAAUCAAAUCCUGAAGCAAAUGAUGAAUUAGAGCUAUCAAGAGUCUCUGAAUUGCGCAUUAUACUGGGGGACCCUGGUCAAUUGGAUGCACUUUUUGAUGUCUUCUGUCAUUGCGCUGAACUGAAUCCUGAUCCUAAUGCUGAGCGCAAUGGGGAGAAUGGUUGGUUCCAUGGUGAAGAUAUGGUUGAUGGUGGCUGGGUUCAUGGUGGUGAAGACAUGGUUGAUGAAAAUGGCACCCAGUUUUCCAAUGCGAAUCCAAUAGGUCAAAAUGGUGGAUAUGACCUCAGUCAAUCAGUAUUUGAGCUUCAAAUCAACGACCAGCGCUUUGAGGAUGCAGAUGAGGAACAGGAGAUCCAUGAAAAUGGACAUUAGAAACAGGAAUAUGUUGCUCAAACGCACCAUGUGAUUUAUUUUGUUGUAGAUCACUACCGAUGCAGAUUUGUUGCCUACUGUUUCGUCUACAUUAUCUGCCUUCGAUGUUAUAAGAUUAACAUCUCUGGGCGACUUUCUGGAGUUGCAUCGAUGGUUACUUUUGGUGAGAAAAGGUCUUGCUGCUGGUCAAGAAUGUAACUUGUAGAGCAUGAUGGGGAAUCGUGUGAAUUAGUUCGGUACUUUUGAUCUAACAAAUAGAAGUGAACUUGGGAAAAGAAAUAUAUUAUCUUUUCCCUUGUAUAUCAUGGCAUAACUAUAUGACAUCUGUUUAGAA